AUGCUCAACCAUCAUCUAUACAAUUCUCAAGCACUUUUUAUUAACGGAAUUAGGACGCAGGUGGCCUGGAGCAGAGAGGCUGGAUGCGUGCGCAACGGCCGCGCCACGAGAACGCGCUCGGGGGAGCGCGCGGCAGUCGGCAUGAGGCGCGUGCGGAGUGUUACGGGGCCCCUUCGACGCGCCCACCCCGCGUCGGGGGCCACCUGGAACGUCCAGGUGGUGCGAGGCAAGAUGAGUUCACAAUGUUUAUGGCACGCGUGUCGAGCACUGUCGGCUGGCCUGCUGCUGAUGUUACUGGGAGCUGCGAUGGCUGUCAUAGGUUACUACGCGGACACUUUGUCGGUGGCGCAAGAGAUCCGAGGCAAUUCAACUGUGUCGGUGAAAGAUGAGGCACGCGGAUUUCAUCUAAACAACCUAUCGUAUGCUGGGCCAAUCGUUAUGGGUUUUGGAGGGUUUAUUGUGGUGGCAGCCUGUGUGAUGACCUUUGAGGCUCGCGAUAGUGCGGCAAAAGUGACUCCAGCGAGACCACAAGCGAUGCCACGGCCUAUGCCUCGCCGUGGGCCGCAGUGCGCCGCACCCGCGCGUCUAGACCAACUGGGCGUCUACCGCCUGCCGCACGUUCUACCACUGCCACACGCCUUACCUCUUGCACCACCACAUAGAUAUAGACCGAGUCAUCAUCAUAACAGAGUCGGUGGUGAAAGAGGAAAGGCACGAGCCCGCUUUGGCUCUGCGCCGGACUUGCGUAGCAGCAGCACGCGCGCUGCGUUGCCGGUUAGCGUGCUACGCCGCCCGCUACGACGCUACGCACUCUCCGUAGACGAACCGCCACACUCGGCAAUCAGCGCAAGUGCAGCAGAAUCAGAGUGUGGUUCCCAGUCAUCAUUAGCCCUGGAUCUGCAUGGGAGUGGCGCGUGUGCGGGCAUCACGCUCCGUGUGCGGGACAACACUCGCCGCCGGCCGCUAGCGAGGCAGCAAAGAUUGCGAGAUGAUACUGUACACCCUACACCAGUGCAAAGUGUUAGCAACAUAAACAAUGCCGAAGAACUGAUACACAGGGUGGAAAAUGAAAAAGUAGGUAACACCAACAUAGAACAGAUACAUUUAUCGGUGGAGAGCGAGCAGAGGGCGUGUAGCGCACCACCGGCGACGUGUCUCACCCCGCCACUCUCGCCCCAGCUAGUGGUAACACCAUGCUCCCUGCCUGACCCCGUUGAACACGAUACCUGCAUCACCAUUGAACCCCCACAGACUAACUCCCCAACGCACACAAGCACCGAUGAUAACUGA
Arctia plantaginis is the source of this 1290-nucleotide messenger RNA. The record is from the annotation of a GenBank genome assembly. Lineage: Eukaryota; Metazoa; Arthropoda; Insecta; Lepidoptera; Erebidae.